Seriola aureovittata is the source of this 2048-nucleotide messenger RNA. Its product is annotated as proteinase-activated receptor 1-like. The transcript is spliced from 2 exons. NCBI's taxonomy places the organism in Eukaryota, Metazoa, Chordata, Actinopteri, Carangiformes, Carangidae. Bases 135 to 1463 code for a protein of 442 amino acids. Gene Ontology annotation, biological process: positive regulation of blood coagulation; thrombin-activated receptor signaling pathway; phospholipase C-activating G protein-coupled receptor signaling pathway. The record is from RefSeq and is a predicted model, not a curated record. Gene Ontology annotation, cellular component: membrane. Gene Ontology annotation, molecular function: thrombin-activated receptor activity.
AAACUUUGGCCGACGAAUGAUCAACAGCAGAGAGAGGUUUGAAGAGGAGCUCGACACACGGAGAGUCCGACGCUGUUUGAGACUGUUUCACUGUUUUUACUCCUUUUUUUUUUUUAUCACUUUUCACCAGCGAAAUGUUUCCAAAGUUUUUACGAACCUUGCUGGUGGUUGCGGUCUGCGCACGUGCUGCUUCAGCGGUCAGAAACGACACCGUAAGAUUGCGGACUUUUGGCCUUUAUGAGAGGUCAUUCACAGCUGAACCAAUACCAUUGGAUUAUAUUGAUCAAGAUAAUGUGGUGACCAGAUUUAAUAACUCUACAGACGCCCGGGUGGCUAACAAAACCAACACCUCAAGGAUGGAGGUCUCAGAAGAGGCGCUGCAGUUCCUCACAGGCCCUCUCUCCACCGUCCUCAUACCGUCCUUCUACACACUGGUCUUCCUCAUCAGCGUGCCCAUCAACAUCUGCGCGGUGGUGGCGUUCUCUCUGAAGAUCCGGCCCAAGAAGACGGCGGCGAUCUACAUGUUGAACCUGGCCUGUGCCGACCUGCUCUUCGCCGUGCUGCUCCCCUUCAAGAUCACCUACCACUUCGGCGGCAACAACUGGAUAUUCGGGCCGCUCAUGUGCCGUGUGGUCACCGCAGCCUUUUACUGGAACAUGUAUUGCUCUGUUCUGCUCAUAGCUUGCAUCAGCGUGGACCGUCUUCUGGCUGUAGUCUACCCUAUCGACUCCCUGUCCUGGAGGAGGCCACGCAACUCAAUCAUAGCUUGCGCCGCCAUGUGGAUACUAUCCUUCGUCGGCACCCUGCCCCUCGUCCUUUCCGACCAGACUGUCCGCCUCAGCCAGUUGAACAUCAUCACCUGCCACGACGUCCAGCCUGCGCAUAAGCUGAUGUGGCACUACAAGCUCUACUUCAUCACCCUGUGCUGCACCCUCUUCUUCCUGCCUCUGCUCGUCACGGUGGUGUCCUACGCUCGGGUGAUCUGGUCCCUGAGCCGGGUCCCGCGCGGGGUCGUAGGACGCUUGCGCAGAAGAACCAGAGCAGUGGUGAUGGCUCUGACGGUGCUGGUGAUAUUUGUGCUGUGUUUCACGCCCACAAACUGUCUCCUGCUCGCUCACUACCUGCAGUUUAACGAAGGCGUCACACACCAGGAGAACCCUGACGGCUCCUACGCAGCCUAUCUAGUCUUCAUGUGUUUGGGAAGUCUGAACUGCCUCCUGGAUCCCCUGGUCUACUACUUUGGAUCGUCCCAGUGCCAGAGACAACUCUCCAGCAUGCUGAGGUGUCAGAAGACCUCAGGGGGCAGCAGCUUCAGUCAUUCAUCUUCUGACUCGUGCAGAUCCAGCUCCAGAGCGAUUCUGAAAUCCAGCCGGAUAGAAAGCUCCAAAAUCCACACUACAGUUACGGGAGUGGACUCUUCGCAAGAAAACCUCAACAGCCAGUACAAGAAGCUACUGGUCUGACGGACUGAGCAGACAUGACUGCACCACUUAACUGACUCUUUGAAGGUUUUGAAAAGGAGACAUGUUUUAUUAUGAAGUUCAAGCAACAGCAAAUAGAGCACAAAGCUAAUCUGUAAGGUUUUAGCCGACUGUGUGUGUUUCACUUUCAUGAUUAGAAGGAAGGAAAUCCAGGUUGGAGAUUAGAUAAGAAUGUGAUUUCUAGAAGCUGAACAUUUGAUACUAUGAAAUGCUUUUAUUUUUGCACGGCAUGUGUAAGAGCUAAUGAGUUUAUAACGCAAGUCUAAAGGUAUAACAUUUAAUGAAUUUUUUUUUUGUAUUUUAUUGUGUAUAAAUCUGAUGAAAAGCACUUAUGUUUCAUGUUUUACUUUGUACUUUUUUGAAAAGCAAAACAUGUACAACACUUUUUUUUUUUUUUUUUUUACGUCUUAUUGUGUCCAGAUAAAUGUUCUCAUUGUGACAGUGUUUUAAAGAAACAACAGCGAUACACAGAGUGAACGAAGCAGCACUGUAGUUAGUUUCAUGUUGCCUCCUGCUGGUGUGAAAUGUGCUGUACUGAAUGUGUGUCCCAUUAAAACCGUCACUCGA